CGACAUCAGAGCUGGAGAAAGCAGAGAGGAGAGGAAACACUGCGACGCAAGGAGGGAUCCCAGCAUCUCACUUCGCUGGGUAUUCAGUCCUGAGCUUCUCCCGCUGGGGCAAAUCCCCUGAAUCCCACAUCUAUUUCUAAAGCAGCGCUUCUCCUCUAGUCUCUUUAGCCAUGAAUUACCUGCGCCGGCGUCUGUCGGACAGCACCUUUAUCUCCAACCUGCCUGAUGGCUACAUGUCAGACCUGCAGAAACCUGAUCUUCCUCAGCCUCCCCCUCCUGGACCAGCCUCAGGACCAGCUCCAGUGUCCCCGGGCCAGGAGAGAAACCCCAUCCAACCCCAGCCUCUGGGCACGGGAUUCUUCAGCUCCAUCACCAGUGUGGUGAAGCAGACGGCCGCCUCAGCAGGGCUGGUGGAGCAAACGCCUGUGCCUGCAUCAUCCAAGAGACACAAGCUCCUGCUGGUCAUCGAUGAACCACAACAGGACUGGUGAGAGCAAUGAUUUUCACUUGAGCUCCUCGAUAAGGUUGAUUUUUCUAACCAGGCUGCUGAGUUUGGAGACAUCAGUGUUGUGGCUCAUGCUAAUGGAUCAUGUAACGUGGCUGUGCAGGUUCUGCAGAAUGAAAACACAGUUGUCAGGUCAUUUAAGCCUGACUUUGUCCUGAUCCGACAGCAUGCUUACAGCAUGGCAGAGAAUGAGGAUUUCCGUAACUUAAUCAUCGGACUGCAGUACGCCGGCAUUCCCAGCAUCAACUCCCUGGAGUCCAUUUACAACCUCUGUGACAAACCCUGGGCAUUUGCAUGUCUGAUCAGCACAUGCAAGAAACUUGGACAGGAGAAAUUCCCAAUAAUUGAACAGACGUUCUAUCCCAACUAUAAAGAAAUGGUGGCCAUGCCGGCAUUCCCUGUUGUCGUGAAAAUCGGUCACGCUCACUCUGGUGUGGGGAAGGUGAAAGUGGAGAACCACACAAAGUUUCAGGACAUAGCGAGUGUGGUGGCCAUCACUCAGACCUACAGCACAUGUGAACCAUUCAUCGAAGCCAAAUACGACAUCAGGAUUCAGAAAAUAGGAAAUGAUUACAAAGCUUACGUGAGGACGUCAGUCUCAGGUAACUGGAAGUCCAACACUGGCACUGCCAUGGUGGAGCAGGUGGCUAUGACCGACAGGUAUAAGCUUUGGGUUGACACCUGCAGUGAAAUAUUUGGAGGCCUCGAAAUUUGUGCUGUCAAAGCUAUUCAUGGAAAAGAUGGAAAAGAUUACAUUACUGAGGUAAUGGGCUCGUCUAUGCCAUUGGUGGGGGGACAUCAGGCCGAGGACCAGCAGCUGAUAGCAGACAUGAUCAUUACCAAAAUGAAUCAUGUUAUGGCACAAAAUACCAAAAGACCAACUGCUAUUCAACCAAGAAAGAAUGCUCUUGAUAAGGAUGCGGUGGUUGAAGUAAAGCACGGCCCAUCACAGAAAGCUCCUCCACAAGGCUGUUUGCAGUACAUUCUUGACUGCAAUGGUGUUGCAGUGGGACCAAAAUUAGUGCAGGCAAACUAACAUAACCGUGAAAGCUCGAAGCAUUUAAGCUCCCGACAGGUUGUGUUCAAACAUUCAGACAGUGACCUGAGGUGCAAGGGAACAAAUAAUCUGUAAGAAAAGUCUUAGUUUGGGCCUGAUCCGUAUUUCAGUCUGUACUGUGUAACUUUCACUGUUCUGCGCUUGUGAUGGUUGCUUUGUUUCUAUGUGAAGCGAUUGUCUCUUCAGGGUUGUUGUGUGUGGUGAUACAGCAGAUUGUGCCUAGUGUUCAGUGCCACUCUUUCCUUGUACUUAUUUUUUUUCUUGUCUCAUGUCUUGUGUUAUGUUUUAGUAAAUGGUGUUCAAAGAGUUACAGUGUGUGAGUGAGUGUGUGUGUACCUUGUAUUCACUAGUAUAAUAAUACCAGUAAA
Sinocyclocheilus rhinocerous is the source of this 1930-nucleotide messenger RNA. Its product is annotated as synapsin-2-like. The transcript is spliced from 10 exons. The record is from RefSeq and is a predicted model, not a curated record. Lineage: Eukaryota; Metazoa; Chordata; Actinopteri; Cypriniformes; Cyprinidae. Gene Ontology annotation, biological process: neurotransmitter secretion. Gene Ontology annotation, molecular function: ATP binding. Gene Ontology annotation, cellular component: synaptic vesicle; synaptic vesicle membrane.